AUCGUGAUUGGAGGAAAAUUAUCAUCAUUAUUUGUUUUUCAGCCGCUGUUAGUUUCGGCAAUUUUUGGUAAAAAUUGAAUCGCCAACGGAUAUGCCACGUGCCUUAAUAAAAUCAUUCAAUAGCACAAUUUUACAUGAUAAGCAGUAAAAGGGUAUAAAAUGUUUCGAUAAUUUGAUCGCAUUUGGACUUAAAAUCUUCAAUUAAUGCGGAAUUACUGUGGGGGCAGCUCCCGUCAGAGCAAGCGAACGUCAUCGAGUAGUGUUCUGCGCGUUCAUUGUUGGUUCUUUCGAUCGAGUUCAGUAAAAUAAGGAAGAACUAUCCAGUCCAUGAAACGGAGAAGAGCAAUUCUGCAGAUUUAAGUGCGACGAUGGCUGGCCCCGUAGAUACCAGGAAACGAUCUCGCGAAGAAGAGCAGAAUGAGUUUAUGCCCCUGUCGAAACGAAUCAACAAUCUGCAUCUGAACAAUAAUCAAGGCAGUCUGGGUGGAGUGCUGGCGGAACAGCUCGGAGCCACGGCGAACCACCACGGGCAGUUUGCUAUCGGUGGCCAGCCCGCAGACUACGCUAAUCAUGCAACUCAUCACCACAUGCACCAUCAUCAUCAUCAUCUCGGGCCCGGAAUCAUGAAUGGAGCAAGUGCCGUGGCUGCCAGCAACACAAGCAACACUAGCAGCAACAACGGCGGAGCCCUCGCACUAGCCGCCAACAGUGGUAGCAAUAGUCCUGCCUCGACACACGCCUCGACCAUCUCCAUCAACGGGGAAAUCCUCGGUGAAUACUGUCCCGUACUGUCUGCAGAGGAAAACCCGCACUACUUUACGAAGAACAAAGUGCUGUACGACCUGUACAUCGAGCGCAUGAGACGACUGCAGUAGGCUACUUUGUGUGAUACGCUUAAGCAAGAGGACGAUUCUUUCUUUUAGUACUGUAUUUUAUUCCGCGUGUACCGGGACUUCAAUCGAACUAAUCUCGCCCCCAUUAACUAAGACGCGAUGCGUUUGCUAAAAUCUAAUUUACUAAAUUUGUCAGUUUAGGUUUUUAUUCUUCACUAUGCGAUAGCAAACAUUAGGGUAACCGUUUGUGUUCGUGGCACAAGGAGUGUCUUCAUCAUUUCUUUUUUAUAUCCCUCGUAACGUUAACACCAGCCGCUGAGGAAUGGAAUGUAAGAAACUACUAUUAUCCAAAGACGCUUACGGAAAAAAUCAUUGCCCCGUUUCAGAGGGAAAAGAGUGAAUUAAUAACAAACGAAUGAAUAAAAGGGUCUGGUACUCGAAAUCAA
Molecule: messenger RNA, 1279 nt
Organism: Anopheles aquasalis
Lineage: Eukaryota; Metazoa; Arthropoda; Insecta; Diptera; Culicidae
Source: RefSeq, a predicted model, not a curated record